Messenger RNA from Linum trigynum, 267 nucleotides. The record is from the annotation of a GenBank genome assembly. Lineage: Eukaryota; Viridiplantae; Streptophyta; Magnoliopsida; Malpighiales; Linaceae.
AUGGCAGGCAGCGAGUACUGGUCCUUCUUCCGUACCCCUUCCCAGAUCGAAACUACUGAGAAAGUUCCCGCCUUCGUCGACACUUUCUACAACCUCGUCACCGACAUCUACGAAUGGGGAUGGGGCCAAUCAUUUCACUUCUCCCCUUCCUUGCCGGGGAAAUCCCACCGCAACGCCACCCGAUUAGCUAAAAAAUCAAGCCCAGAAGUCGAAUCCUCAAGCUGGGUGCGGGGUCGGCGGGCAGGUGAAAAGAGCUUGCAACCAUAA